Molecule: messenger RNA, 3648 nt
Organism: Myripristis murdjan (pinecone soldierfish)
Lineage: Eukaryota; Metazoa; Chordata; Actinopteri; Holocentriformes; Holocentridae
Gene: ids
Product: iduronate 2-sulfatase
Exons: 13
Coding region: 106-1800 (564 amino acids)
Cellular component (GO): cytoplasm
Molecular function (GO): iduronate-2-sulfatase activity
Source: RefSeq, a predicted model, not a curated record
GGCGGGGACACGAUGGAGGAAGCCGACUAAAGACCACAUUGAACUACUUUUACCUUUACUGUGUUGGCAGGGCACUGUGUCUGUGGUUUUCUGCGGUAAACCACGAUGUUUUUAUCCGGCUGGAGGUGGCUUGGCUUCCUGCUUCUCCACACGCUCGUACUUGCUGUCACUGCAAAGAGAGCAAGGAGGAAUGUCCUCUUCAUCAUGGCAGAUGAUCUACGGACAACCCUGGGCUGCUAUGGAGACCCUGUAGUGAAAUCCCCAAACAUUGACCAACUGGCUUCCAAAAGCCAAGUCUUCCUCAACGCGUACGCACAGCAAGCUGUGUGCGGUCCCAGCCGCACGUCCAUGUUGACCAGCAGAAGACCAGACACGACCAGGCUCUACGAUUUUAACUCCUACUGGAGAGUCCAUGCAGGAAACUACACCACCCUGCCGCAGUAUUUUAAAUCCAGAGGGUACUUCACCAUGUCUGUGGGCAAGAUAUUUCAUCCAGGCAUUGCCUCCAACCACACCGAUGACUUCCCCUACAGCUGGUCUGUCCCUGCCUACCACCCGCCUUCGUUUGCAUAUGAAAAAUCCAAGAUGUGCAAAGGAGUGGAUGGUAAACUCCACGUCAAUCUGCUGUGUGCAGUGAACGUGACAGAGCAGCCCGGGCAGACGCUUCCUGACCUGGAGAGCACAGACGAGGCCGUGAGAUUACUGAGACACAGGGCAAACGAUGACACGCCAUUCUUCCUGGCUGUCGGCUUUCACAAACCACAUAUACCGUUCAGGAUCCCACAGGAGUACCUGCGCCUGUAUCCAUUAGAUCAAAUGACGCUGGCCCCUGACCCCAGUGUUCCCAAACUCCUUCCCCGGGUGGCUUACAACCCCUGGGUGGAUCUGCGGAGGAGAGACGAUGUUCAGCAACUCAACGUCAGCUUCCCCUAUGGACCAAUUCCCAAAGACUUCCAGCUGCGUAUCCGUCAGCAUUACUUUGCUGCUGUUUCCUAUAUGGACGCCCAGGUUGGACGGCUGCUCAGCGCUCUGGAUGAGCUCGGGCUGGCUGACAAUACUAUGGUGGUUUUCAGCUCAGAUCAUGGUUGGUCAUUAGGUGAGCACGGUGAGUGGGCGAAAUACUCGAACUUUGAUGUGUCGACUCGAGUCCCGCUCAUGUUCUACGUCCCUGGCGUCACUGCAGCCCGUAGUUGGCCAGAAGAGGAGUCUACCUUCCCCUUCAUUGAUGUCUUCAGCCAAUCAGAGCACAGCUUUAAGACCGACAGAGUGAUAAGAAACGUGGUGGAGCUGGUGGAUGUCUUUCCCACCGUCUCCUACUUGGCUGGUCUCAAAGCGCCGGCACCCUGUCCUGAUGUUUCCUUCAAGGAGGAGCUGUGCACGGAGGGAGACAACCUGGCCUACACCUUCCGACACAGAGAGAGAGGAGAGGAUGAGGAGGACAUAGCCUUCAGCCAGUACCCAAGACCCGCUGACACACCACAGGAGAACUCAGAUCUGCCAGAUCUGAAGGACAUAAAGAUCAUGGGCUACUCUCUGCGGUCCUGGGACUACAGAUACACCCUCUGGCUGGGCUUCAACUCCAAAACAUACGAGGUGAAUGCAUCAGACGUCCACGCUGGAGAGCUGUACAUGUUAGAGGACGACCCCGGUCAGGACAACAACCUCUACAACGACAACGACCACGGCCUGAUGAUGAGGAAGAUGGGCGGCCUUCAUCAGGCUGUGAGUCUCCAGAAGAGGAUGAGGCUGCAGCUCCUCUACCUCACAGCGGGGAUGAAAACGAGUAGAAGGAAGGUGUGAUGCCUGCGACGACAAGAUGAGAAUGAAAUGUGACAGAUGGGCCGACGGAGACAAGUACAAAAGGGAAGAUCGGUGCAAGAAAGGCUUAAUCUCCAACGGGAAAAACGUUGAACGCUGUUCUUUUUUUAGCAUAAUAAACACUUGAUUCAAUCACAGAAAUAUAGGUAUCACUAUUAAUCCUACAGGCUCAAUACCUCGUGCCUCCCUGGGGACUUUGUGUGGCCAGGCAGACCAGGGGAGCGUGAAUGGGAAAGCACUUGAGCAGUUUCUUAUAAGAAGUUGCGCCCUCGAGGGGAAUUCAUGCUUCACAAAGAACUUGAUUUAGGGGAGAAAAGGGCAUCUCAUAUUUUUCUGUAAAGUCGACAAUUUUUGUGCUGAACCUUGUUUGUGAUUGGUCUGACUUCCCACUGCCAAACACAAGUCCCGGACUUUUUUUUUUUUUUUAAUUGGUGAAUUGGCCACUUCAGACCCACCAUUUACGUCUGUGAAGCCUGUUCAUUCACUCGUGUGGAGGAAGUGUCGCUCUAUUCUUAAAUGAUUCCCAUUUCACCAGCGAGUGGACAAACUUGUGAUUGCCUAAUUUACACAUCUCUCAGACUACUCACUAAUUCACACCACACAGAAGCCUGAGCAGCUGAAUCAAGCAAUCUUUUUUUUUUUUUUUUUCCUCCUGACAACUUCACUAGAAAGCAUGAGCACUUGAUGGGCAGUUCUGGUUGGCUGUCACAGCGUUGCCUCUUCCUUGGGAAUUCUUAAUAUAACAUCCUCCAGGCUGGUAGCAGCUGCUCUUCACUUAAAGGAAUAUUGAGGAAACCUAAGGCUUAGCUGUUUUGAUUCAUAGCGAUACCAGUCUAAUUAAAUAGACUCUUGAUCGUUCAGUCUCCUUUGGGACUUACAGCAGCCGCUUUAAACUAAGAUGGACAAAAAGGGCCUCUUAUCGCUUUGCACUGUACAGUCUUGACCAUUAUGACUUUUCUGUUUGCACUUGAUGUCACAGCUUCCAUUCGCCUCCUUUAGUAAGCGGUUCAAUUUAGGGAGCUACAAAGGAGCGAGUGAAAGCCGCACAUUAUAUAUCUAUAAUGCCUCUGAAUGUGGCUACGUUGUGAUUUUCUGCCGUUCCAAUCAAGGCCGUUUGAACAUUUUGUACUGCAGAAGUUCAGUGGAAUGCAAUUUCAGCUUGAAUUUCAGCACCAACAAUGAGGGAUUUGGACUCCCACAUUUCUUGUAAUAUUAUUAUUGGCUGUACCGACUUGAUGUUAGUGGAAUGCAGCUGAAACCUGUGAACGGUGGGUUUCUUGCCGGCGCGCCAAUAUGUUGGAGGUCACAUUGAUUCUUAAGCUGGAAUACGAAGCGCUCUUUGUGCCUUUCCCCACUUGUAAAACAAAUCUUUUCAACGCUGUCUGAACAAAAAACAUUUUCUGUGUCCAAUAUCAUCCUCACCUCCAACCAACUUUCCAGUAUUCAGGAAAAGAAUUUUCACCCUGCUGACGUCCACUCCAUUUUUGACGGUUUACUCUGCAUUUUCAGGUUUUAUUGUGGCUCCCGUCUCCUGGAAGAUAUUAACACGUCUGACAUUUUUAUUGUAAUCCUUAAUUGCUUACACGAUUUCAAAGUUGUACAAGGCAGGAACAAUGUGAAGAUGUAUGGUUGUGUCUAAGCAGCCUUAAGCCUGAGCACCAGCUCUCUGAAGGGAAAAUAAAAAAUAUAUGCUGCAGCAAUAAUUCACAUCUCAAGCUUGGCAAGGACAAGCUGCUGAUAUAUUUAUAUAUGUGUAUUGAUCAGUUUGUUAAAAAAUAAAAUAUUUUUGCAGAAUGCAUUCUGUUAAAUAAAACAGGCAAAACAGCAACC